Messenger RNA from Eremomyces bilateralis CBS 781.70, 1014 nucleotides. RefSeq lists its product as uncharacterized. The transcript has a single exon. The annotation marks the transcript as partial. Lineage: Eukaryota; Fungi; Ascomycota; Dothideomycetes; Eremomycetales; Eremomycetaceae. The record is from RefSeq and is a predicted model, not a curated record.
GCCAGGUUCGAGUUCGAGUCGGGCAAAGGCAAUGAGGGUACCAAGAUCCUGAUGAUCGAAUGGGAUGCGGAUGUCGAUACCAGCGGACAUGCAAACGAUGGCGACGAAUGGCAUAUCUGGUGGGAGGGCAAGAGUGUGGUUCUGCCGGCUGAUGAUCGAAAAGGUGGGACGGAGGAGGUUACCAGACUCUACUACUUGCUUCCACCCGGCGUUUCCGUACCGGCAAUGAUUACCUUGACUAGAAUACCUUUCAAAACAAAUCCCUCAUCAAUGGGCGACGGAGACAAAGGCGAACGUAACGGUUCCAAAUCGCCGAGCGCACCAGAACGAACAUGGCGGGCGAAUCCGUUACCCGCAAUCUACCCACCUGAGUUAGGUGCUACAGCGCGGUCGGCUGGCAAGAAAGGCGUCUUACACACGAAAUGGGCCAAGGCGCGUCUUCGGUCAUUACAAAAGGAAAUCGACGAGGAGUCUAAGAAGAACGUCGAAGGCGUUGCCCUGAUCAUGGCUAUGCAGGAAAAGGAAUGGAUCGAACAGAACUUCGGGGUCUCCUCCAGACCUGCACCGAUCUCCAUUGGCGGAAUUGACCUCUCCGGUGCCGAAGCCCCUCGAUCUCCCCCUUCUGGCACCCGCAGCCCUACAUCGCCGCGCAGCCCCGGUGGCAGCCGCCUAUCAGAGAAACUGAAGGGUCUGAAACUUGGCACGAGCGACAAGGAGCUUGGAACGGCCCGCCAAAGCGCCAUAACUCUCUCCAUGAGCGGCGGAUCGAUCCAUAGCAACCCGCUGUCACCGGAGGGGAGCGACGUCGCCGUGAGCUCCUAUGCGGCGAUUCGCGGAACCAACCUGAAUGCCGCGCUGUUGAAGUCGCCGCAGGGAAAUCGCCCGUUCAUGCCGCUGACCCCAAUGACGGCAGUGCGGAUGAUGCCGCAGAGUCCGCCCCCUCUCCUCGUGCAGCAGCAGUCGCUGGCGGAGCUAGGAAGCUUGGAUGCUGUGGCGAGAAGUCCUUUACCGCUA